Metarhizium robertsii ARSEF 23 is the source of this 1197-nucleotide messenger RNA. Its product is annotated as Peptidase S8/S53, subtilisin/kexin/sedolisin. The record is from RefSeq and is a predicted model, not a curated record. Gene Ontology annotation, molecular function: serine-type endopeptidase activity. NCBI's taxonomy places the organism in Eukaryota, Fungi, Ascomycota, Sordariomycetes, Hypocreales, Clavicipitaceae. Gene Ontology annotation, biological process: proteolysis. The transcript has 3 exons. The coding region runs from base 1 to 1197 and encodes 398 amino acids.
AUGUUUUCGUUCAAAACUCUUGCGUCGCUGCUGGUAGCAGCCCUUCCGCUCGGCAAUGCCACGCCCCAAGCUGGCAGCGCUGCCAAUCUGGUCCCGGACAAGUACAUUGUUACCCUGAAAGACGGUAUUAGCGCGAAUGACUUCAACUUCCACAUGAACUGGGUUCGGGAUGUUCAAGUGGCGAGAGCCGGCCAUCGCCGGGGACUCAACUUCCGUGGUGUAGAGAAGACGUACGGUGUCGGAAACUUCAACGCCUAUGCUGGCCACUUUGACGAGCAUACCCUGGAAGCUAUCCGGAGAAACGCUGACGUUGAGAGCGUCGAGCAGCAGCAAGUGUAUCAUCUGCACGAACUGACCACCCAGAAGGAAUCAACUCAUGGUCUUGCUACUAUUUCCCAUAGAGAACCCGGGUCAACCGAAUAUGUCUAUGACAGUAGUGCCGGCGAGGGAUCUACCGUGUAUGUUCUCGACAGUGGCAUUCAGGUAGAUCAUCCAGAAUUCGAGGGCCGUGCUAUUCGCGGGUACAAUGCUGUCAAGGAUGCCACAGACGAAGAUGUGCAAGGACACGGCACUCACGUUGCUGGCAUUGUUGGUAGCAAGACAUAUGGUGUGGCCAAGAAGACUAAGCUGGUAGAUGUCAAGAUGUUCCAUGACGCAGGCAGCACCAAUGAGAUUAUCCUGGACGGAAUCGAGUGGACAAUCAAGGACAUUACAGCUAAGCAGAUUCAGAACCGGACCGUUGUCAACAUGUCUUUUGGCGGCGGAAACUCUACUGCACUGAACAAGAUAAUAAAGACCGCGUACGACGCAGGUAUUCUGUGCGUCAUCUCGUCUGGGAACGUGGGUGUCGAUGCCUCAGACUGGUCUCCCGCCUCGUCCCCUGAUGGCAUCACUGUUGGCGCCAUUGAUGCCAACUGGCGGCUAUGGGAUCACUCCAACCACGGCCCCGUUGUUCACAUCUUGGCUCCUGGCGUGGACGUCUUGUCCCUCGCUCCUGGCAAUGAGACUAAGACAGGGAGCGGAACUUCUCAGGCGGCUCCUCAUGUUGCUGGGCUGGCCGCCUAUCUGGCAGUUGCGAAAAACAUCAAUACUGCAAAGGAGUUGAAGGCUACCAUUCUUUCUCUCGGAACCCGUGACAAGGCCACUGCUGUUAAGGACGGCACAGUCAACUUGGUUGCAUACAACGGCAUCAUAUAA